Messenger RNA from Moesziomyces antarcticus, 1803 nucleotides. Its product is annotated as CBS-domain-containing protein. The record is from RefSeq and is a predicted model, not a curated record. Bases 1 to 1803 code for a protein of 600 amino acids. The transcript has a single exon. Lineage: Eukaryota; Fungi; Basidiomycota; Ustilaginomycetes; Ustilaginales; Ustilaginaceae.
AUGGACGUGCCACGCUCGCGCGCUGCGAGCGGUAGCUCGGCGGCCACCUCGAGCCAUGUCGACAUCCCUGGCGCAUCCACCUCGCAGGGCAGCUCGCGCGCCGCACCGAGCGCCCGCACACGCCGCGAGCGCGAACGUAGCGGCCGUCCAAAGGACAAGCACAUCCUCGCGCUGCGCUCCAUCCGCGACUUUCUGCGCGGCCGCAGCAGCUACGACGUGCUCCCCGUGAGCUUCCGCCUGAUCGUGCUCGACACCAAGCUGGUGGUCAAGCCGGCACUCGAAGUCAUGUGGCAGGCGGGCGUCGUAUCCGCGCCGCUCUGGCAGUCUACGCCUCCGGAACAGCUCGCCAAUCCAUCGCACUCCGACGCACCGCCAUCCACAGAUCCAACAUCCCAACAGCAGCAACAGCAGGAUGCAGAGGGGAGAGUGUCGCCCAAAACGCAGGGAGGGGCACAGCAGCUGUCUGGAUUCGCAGGCAUGCUUACGGUCAACGAUAUCAUCCAUCUCAUCCAGUACUACUACCACCACUCGAGCUACGACUCGGCGGCGCAGGAUGUGGAGAAGUUCCGGCUGGAGCGGCUGCGCGAUAUCGAGCAGGCGCUCAACGUGCCGCCGCCGCCGCUGCUCAGCGUGCAUCCGCUAAGGCCGCUCUUUGACGCGUGCCAGCUGCUCAUCAAGACGCAUGCGCGCCGUCUGCCGCUGCUUGAUUAUGACGAGCAGACGGGCAUGGAGACCGUCGUGUCGGUGCUCACCCAGUAUCGCGUGCUCAAGUUCAUCGCCAUGAACUGCAGGGAGACCGCAUCGCUCUGGCGGAGUCUUAGGCAGUGUGGUAUUGGGACUUACUGCCAGCACUACCGCGCGGCGAGGGCGACGGCAAGUGCCGCACCCAGCCACAGGGGCUCGGACGCUAGCGAACCGGGCAUCAUCAAGUCGGACCCAAGUGCGACGGGUAGGAGUGAAGGGCAUGCAGAUGGCGAGGCAGAGCCGUCCAGCCAGAUCGACGCUUCGUCCGAUUCGGCGGCCAACCGUACCGGCAGCAUCAGCGGCACAUCCGUUCCGCUCGCAGCAGCGAUAGACGAGGCUGCGAACUUGUACGCGCCGAUUGCAACGGCCACGCUCGACACGACGGUGUUUGAUGUGGUGCACAUGUUUUCCGAGCGCGGAAUCUCUGCCGUCCCCAUCCUGGACGAAGAAGGCAAUGUGGUGGACCUAUACGAGACUGUGGAUGUGAUCACGCUCGUGCGCACGGGCGCAUACACGUCUCUCGACCUGACCAUCCGCCAAGCUCUCGAACGACGUCCGCCCGACUUCGGUGGAGUAUGGACGUGUUCACCGGACGAUUCGUUGGCAUCGGUCUUUGCGCUUCUGCGCAAACGCCGCGUGCAUCGUCUGCUGGUGCUCGAACCCGAACCUGUGCUGCUCAAGCGCGACGACUUUGCCGACAAAACCGCGCCGCUCGAAGAACUCGAUAGCUACGUCGAAGAUCUGCUCGCCGAACAAAAGUCGCGCGACCAACAGGAACGUGCCGAGUUUCUCAACGACCCACGACGCCAGCUCGAAGAACGUCUGGAAAAGGGAGAUCCCGUGAGGAAGUCGAGGGGAAGGUUGGUGGGCAUCGUUUGUUUGUCCGAUAUCCUGCGCUAUGUCAUUGGCUCGGCUGCCGAGGAGCCAGACAAGACUCGCAGCAGGGGCGCAAGUGUGGCUAGCUCGACAAGUCUAGGCUCUCAAGAACCGGCCCACCAAGAAGCAGCGCAUAGGGACGCCACUCAGACCAUCCCCGAACACGAACCACUUCAGCUCUAG